ACCCUCUGAUGGGAGGAGUGAACAACCCAAACUACUUCUCCGAGGAAAGUAUAAAAGCCAUCUGGUUGGGAUAUCGGCAUUAACAGCAUCUCCUCUCCUCCCAGAUCUGAUACUUUCUGGUAACUACUGUUGCUCCCAAUCCCUCAGCGAGAUGAAAACCGACCUGGAGAAGGCUUUGGACUGUAUGGUCAACAUAUUCCACCAGUACUGUAUUCUGAACCCUAUCGAUGACUACCUGCAGAUGAAGGAAUUCGAGAAGUUAUUGAAGGAGCAGGCCCAACCGUUCUUGAAGAACACCUUGCCGCCCAAUGUCACUGAGAAUGCUUACAUCAAACAGUUGUUCCAGAAAGCAGACAAGAACAAGGAUGGAAAACUCAAAUUCACAGAAUUCAUGGUUGUGGUGGGGGCUGCCCUUAUAGAGGCUCACAAAAGAUCCCAUGACCUGAGCGAGGGACAUGGCCAUGGCCACGGCCACAGCCACAGCCCUGAUGGUGGCCAUGGCCACGGCCACAGCCACAGCUCUGAUGAUGGCCAUGGACACGGACCUGGGCAUGGGCACUAAGUCUCCCUUUGGUCAUGGUUCCUAUCAAAUCCAGGCAUUGCAGUAUCAGUCGCAUACCAACAAAAAAAAAUUAAAUCAUACUGUCAAUGGUGUUUCAAAGGCAGUGAAUUUAACUGACUGCUUUACUCAUGCAUAAAGCAAUAAAAUACUUCCCUGAAAGAA
Sceloporus undulatus (fence lizard) is the source of this 724-nucleotide messenger RNA. RefSeq names its product protein S100-A9-like. The transcript has 3 exons. Gene Ontology annotation, molecular function: transition metal ion binding; calcium ion binding. Gene Ontology annotation, cellular component: cytoplasm; extracellular exosome. The record is from RefSeq and is a predicted model, not a curated record. The coding region runs from base 152 to 562 and encodes 136 amino acids. Gene Ontology annotation, biological process: endothelial cell migration. Lineage: Eukaryota; Metazoa; Chordata; Lepidosauria; Squamata; Phrynosomatidae.